Molecule: messenger RNA, 1185 nt
Organism: Trichobilharzia szidati
Lineage: Eukaryota; Metazoa; Platyhelminthes; Trematoda; Strigeidida; Schistosomatidae
Source: the annotation of a GenBank genome assembly
AUGGCUAAUAGGCGGCGUCUUACUGUGUCUGGUGAUCAUAAACCAGAGGAGAAAACAUGUUGGUCAACUCCCACUGUAUAUCAUGCAGCUAUUGUGAUAUUCUUGGAAUUCUUUGCCUUCGGAUUGUUGACCACUCCGAUGAUCUCGGUGUUAGAUGAAACAUUCCCCAAACACACGUUCCUUAUGAAUGGAAUUAUACAAGGAGUAAAAGGAUUCUUGUCAUUCUUCAGUGCUCCGUUCUUGGGUGCCCUCUCCGAUAUGUUUGGGAGGAAGCCGUUCUUGCUUCUAACAGUCACUUUUACAUGCUCUCCUAUACCAUUGAUGAAAAUUAGUCAUUGGUGGUAUUUCACUAUGGUCAGCAUAUCGGGUAUCUUUGCAGUGACAUUUUCAUUCGCCUUGGCAUAUGUCGCUGAUAUAACGACAGAAGAGGAUAGAAGUUGGGGCUAUGGAUUGGUUUCAGCCACAUUCGCAGCCAGUCUCGUCAGCUCACCUGCAAUCGGUGCAUAUCUAGGUCGAGUAUACAGUGAAGAACUUGUUGUAGCAUUGGCUACAGCUAUUGCAUUUCUAGAUAUUUGUUUUAUUCUUGCCUGUGUACCUGAAUCCCUUCCUGAAAAAGUACGCAUUGGUCAUUUAUGCUCUGUAUCCACUCUGGGUGGUCCAAGCGGUAAAUUCUCUUGGGGUAAAGCAGAUCCUUUCGCAACCCUACGUCAAAUGACCAAUAAUCAUCUUGUCCUAAUGAUAUGCAUUACAACAUUUCUAUCCUAUCUACCAGAAGCUGGACAGUAUUCAUGCUUUUUUGUAUAUUUACGCUUAGUAAUGAGAUUUACUGAAGAAAAUACAGUUAUUUUAUCUUUAUUAUAUCGUGUUAUGCGACCGAAACAUGUGAUUAUAUUCGGUUUAAUCUUUGAAGCAAUUCAGUUAACACUGUAUGGUUUUGCUACAAAUCCCGUAUUAUUAUGGUUAGCUGGUUUAAUUGCUGCUAUGGGUUCAAUCACUUACCCCGCACUGAGUGCAUUCAUAUCAAAUCAUACAGCAGCUGACCAGCAAGGUGUUGGACAGUCUUCUACUAAUGGUACUACAAAUUCAAUAUACGAUUUCUCUGCAAAAGAUAUUGAUGGUAAUGAAGUUUCUCUAGAAAAAUACCGUGGUCAUGUAUGCCUCAUAGUCAACGUUGCUUGCAAGUGA